Molecule: messenger RNA, 2470 nt
Organism: Limulus polyphemus (Atlantic horseshoe crab)
Lineage: Eukaryota; Metazoa; Arthropoda; Merostomata; Xiphosura; Limulidae
Exons: 5
Coding region: 122-1768 (548 amino acids)
Source: RefSeq, a predicted model, not a curated record
AUUGUGCCUAAAAGUGCUGUUGAGAUAGUGUAGACUAUGCAUCGGCUGAAUUAAAAUAGUAUAAGAUUGAAGAUACAUUUUCGACUUCGUUAAAAGGUUGAGUGCAGAUUCCAAAUAGAAAAUGGUUGGGAGAAGAAGAAACAAUAAAAAAAAACAGGGAGGAAGGGCAGAUGCUCUUAAGAAAGGAACAAGUACUGUCCAAGCCACAAGUUCUCAAGACAAUGUUGAUGUGUCUCCAGAAAUGAUGGAUGUUUUGGACCUAUCAGAUAUAAAAGAAACGGAAGACAUGUUUGCUGAAGAGAUGGAUAAAGAACUAUCCUUAGCAAUUGCUGAUAUUUUUGAAAAUGAAUACAGUGAUGAGUUGGGUGAUAUAAUUUCUGGGAGUGAUGAACUGGGGUUUGCAGAUACUAAAAAUAUUAUCACUGAUACAUCUGUGCCUGCUUCUGCAGAUACAAAGUCAAAGGAGACAAAUCAAACAACAAAAAAGAAACUGGAUGAUGAUAAACCAUCUGUCAGUAGUACACAAUCAGUCAUGGAUAAAGAAAUGACAGAAAGUAUGGCUACUGAGUGUGACAAUAGUGUGGAAAAAAAUUCUUCUGUGUCUCAGUCAGUAAACACAGAAGAACUAAUUGUCAAAGAGAGUGAAUUGUCUCAGUUGGAUCUAUUUCCAAAAAUUUCAGUUACUGGAGUGGAGAAGAUAGAAAAAGAAGACAGUCUGAAUUCUCAGGUUAUUGACAGAGAACAAGAAAAUAAAAACUUAGGUCAUUGUGAAGAACCAUCUCUUUUGGUUGACCCAAAUUCUAGUGUUGAAGCUGGAUUAAGUAUUGAAGAAACUAUACAGGAUACUUGUAAAACUGAAAGUCAAGAGCUGAUUGUAGAAAACAGUGAUUCAGUGUCAGAGGCAGCAUUAAGUAUGUCAGCAUCCACAGACAUUGAUAACAAAAGUUUGAGUAAUACAUCUUUGGUUUUCUCAACAACAUAUUCUGUGGGAACAAAAUGUUUAGGAAAUAUUUUGGAAAAAAAUGUUUCAGAAAGUAACCCAUUUGUCAUGGAAGGUGACCAAUUUGAAGACAAAGAAGUAAAACCUAGCUCAAAUGAUUUUCAUGCUGACAAAUGUAACAUCAUAGUUUCUUUGGAAGACUUAGAGACAUCUAAAGAAAGGUCUGGCAGUGUGGAUGUAAAAAGUGUUGAAACAUCAGAAAAACAUGCAAUGAAUGAGAUGUCUCAUGAAUCUGGUUAUGAAAACCAUGAUAGGAUCAAAGCUGUAAGUAAUGCUGAAGCUGAAGAUAAAAAUGACACAGUUUGUACUGAAACAGUAGAACAAACAAGUGGUAAUCAGUCAGAUAAAAAACUCACCAGUAUGAAUGAUGAAGAGAGUAUUGGAGAGUUGGAACUUGGAGAUGAUGAAUUAGCAGAAUUAAUAGAGAAAGAGUUGACUGAAAUUGUUAAAAAUGACAGUGUUGACGAGCUUUGUAAAGAAACAGAUUCAAAAUCAGCUCAGUUAUUACACGACCAAAAAUAUGAAGAGACAAAACUUAAUGGAUUAUUUCGUGGAAGUUGUCACCUUGAAAAUGAAUUGAAAAAUACACUAUCUCCUCUAAUUGGGCUAGAAUAUGUGGUUGAGGUGUGGCAACUUAAGUGGGAAAAAUUCAAAUUUUUUGAAUGUAUUCUUUGUAAACAAAAGCUCAAUGACAAAACUCUUGUUCAGCAUUUAACUGAUUCGCUUCACAGGGUUUUAUAUCUGGUAAGUACGAGAUUUAUUUCUUAAUUUUUUUCUAUAUAUUUACUGAUUGGUUUCACCUGCUUCUUUGCUGUAAUGUGGUGAUUAUGUUUAAGUUUGAGAGUCAUAAAUGUGUAUAUUCUUGUUAAAGGUGUAAAUUGGAACAAUUAUCAGAGCUGCUAUGUAACAGAUACAGCCUUGUCUUUCAGUGCUUUACGUAAGUUCCAUAAGACUUGAGUAAAUAGGAAGUUUUAUUUCAGCAUAUAUGACAACAGUGUGUACAUUUUCACAAUUGUUUAUUUUUUCUAAUAUAUCUCUAUAUAUCUAAAAUAAAAUUAUAAGUAACUCUUUUCUGUUCACAAAAUGAACCCACCAAAACCAUGAUACAAUUAUGAUAUAAUGUCAAUAUUUUGAAUAAUGGAUUCCAUAUUGAAUUUAACAGUCUGUUUGUCAAAUGCAUCUAAUAUACACUCUUUGCCAUCAGUUUGUGUAGCAAAGGCUUAGAGGUUACAAAAAAGAAAUGCAAAAAGUAUGGAUUUUUUAAAAAUUAUUCACAGAUUAAGGCAGCUUUGAGUGAAUGAUGAUCUAAAACAGAUUUAGGAUAAAUGUUUCUGGUUCUGUAUGAAAGUGGAAUAAAUUAUUGAGAAAAGAAAAUAUCAGACUUGUAAUUGGAGGAAGAGCAACAAUUGUUAAAUUACUCACUAUAAUAUCAUUGCUCAGAUAAAGCAUAAUUUUUAUAGCCUUCGUUCU